Messenger RNA from Cyclopterus lumpus (lumpfish), 4136 nucleotides. Its product is annotated as protein FAM160A1-like. The transcript is spliced from 16 exons. The record is from RefSeq and is a predicted model, not a curated record. Bases 1 to 3378 code for a protein of 1125 amino acids. NCBI's taxonomy places the organism in Eukaryota, Metazoa, Chordata, Actinopteri, Perciformes, Cyclopteridae.
AUGAUGGCCUCUGUGGUUGUCGGGGGCAACCGGAGGAAGUCUCUCACGCUGAGAGGGGUCGACCCCGAGACCUGUAUGAUCGUCUUCAAGAACCACUGGUCACAGGUGGUGAAGAUCCUGGAGAAACACGAGCCGGGUCGCAGCGUCACCGGCGCGUUGAGCUUCCUGUCCGGUCACGGCGGCAGCGGCGGCUCCGGAGCGCUGCGCCUCGGCCCGAUCCCGGCUGACGAGGCCAGCGCCGUCCAGAACUACGUGGAACACAUGCUCUUCCUGCUGAUGGAGGAAGAGGCGGGGCAAGGAGGCGCGAUGGGUCCCAUCCUGGAGUUUGUGGUGGUGGAGGGCGUCAUGGAGCGGCUGUUCCUCUGGAGCCUGAGGAGACACUUCACCGAGGACAUGAAGCUGGAGCAGCUCAGGAUGUACCAGAUGCUUCUGGCUCAGGCCAGGCAGCCUCUGCUGCACCACAAACCGGUUCUACGACCGCUCAUGAUGCUGCUGGCCUCCUGCGCCGGACCCGGAACCCCCCCCCCAUCCCCCUCAGACAGCGGCGGCGUGGUGGAGGCGGAGCUUGUCCUCCUGUUGAACCAGCUGUGUGGCGCUCUGGUCAAAGACCCCUCAGUUCUGGAACUGUUCUUUCACACCAGUGAAGACCAGGGGGCCACCAACUUCCUGCUCUUCUCCCUGCUCAUACCCUACACACACAGACAGGGCUCCGUCGGUCAGCAGGCCAGAGACGCUCUGCUGCUCAUCAUGUCGCUGUCGGCCUCCGACCCCCGAGUCGCCCGGCACAUCGCCGAGAACACGUACUUCUGUCCCGUGCUGGCCACAGGACUGUCCGGUUUAUACUCGUCUCUUCCGGCCCGGCUGCAGGUUUACAGCGACGACUGGCACAGUCUGGACCAGGCCGACUGGCAGCAGGUUCCAGCACUCGUCCACUUCCUGCAUUCCCUGGACUUCUGCAGCGCUGUUACCAAGGUCGCUCAUCCUUCCAUCCGGUCUCAGCUGCUGGGUUACAUCUACAACGGCUUCCUGGUCCCGGUCCUGGCUCCGGCCCUGCACAAGCUGACGGUGGAGGAGGUGAUGACCACCACGGCGUACCUGGACCUGUUCCUGCGCUCCAUCUCUGAGCCCGCCCUCCUGCAGAGCUUCCUGUCCUUCAUCCUGCUGCACGCGCACGACAACGUGCACGUCCUGGACACGCUGGUCAGCAGGGUCAACACGCCCUUCCAGUUGGGCACGGUGUCUCUGGCUCUGUUCAGGACUCUGAUUGGUCUCUUCUGUGAGGACGUCAUGCUGCAGCUGGUGUUCAGGUAUCUGAUUCCCUGCGGCCACCUGAGCGAGACGCAGCGCUCGUCCCUGAAGCGGAGGGACUGCUGCUCCUCCAGCGCCGCCUCCUUCCUGCUCCUCUUGCCCUCCUGGUGUCCCGGGAACCUCCUCAACAUCACCUCACGCUCGGAGCACAUCCAUUGGCCCAAAGGAGCAGACCUGUCGGUGUCAGACAGCGUCGGUUACUGCCGGGGCUCAGACUUCCUGAUGGAUGUAAACUACCUGCACUACCUGUGGGACGCGCACCGAGCCAUCUCCACCGCCCUCAGGGCAUGUCGUCUCUGGUCUUCUACGUACGACGGGAUCGACCCUCCGCCUCAAGACUACCGAUUGGACACAACCGGUUACGACGUCGAAGACGAGGACGAGAUCGUGCGGCGCGUCGAGAGCGACUCCAUCUGCUCUUUCUCCUUCGCUCCUCCGCCGCCGUCAGCCCUCUCCUCAGAUACCGUCUACACCGGCAGCCAGGCCGGACGAGGCGGCCUGGAGCUGGAGUGGGACGACAUAUUCGCAGACGACGAUCCCUCAUCGCCGGAGUCGAUAGACUCGGCGGCGGCGGCCGCGGAGGUCGACGGGUGCGUCUCGACACCUCGACACAUCCAGGAAAUGCGACGCACCGCGACCAAGCUGGUGCGCGGCUCCUACGUGGAGGAAGCCGAGUUCGAGGACGAUGUUCUGGUCUACGACCUCGUCGCCCAGCGCGAAACAAAGGCGGCCAUUUUGGAGCGAAUCAUGGCAGCAAAUCGGCGGGUGCGCGGGAGCGUAUCGAACAGCCAGCGGGCGUCGACAGCGGCGGCGUCAUCAACGAUGGCGGCGACAACGACAACAAUGUCGACGACGGCGGGGAAGACCGUCAUGGAGACGGUCAACAGUAUAAUGUCGACGAGGAGGAGGAGCGAUGACGGAGGCAAAGAGGAAAGGAGACGGAGUGAGGAUUGUGUGAAGGAGGUGAAGAGGAGGAGGAGUGACGACUGUGGGAAGGAGAGAAGGAAGGAGGAAGGAGGAGAUGAGAAAAAAAGGAUGGACGCACAAGGAGGAGGCCAGUUUUUUACCAACGGCUUCAACGCUAAGAAUCACGUCAUCGCCGAAUGUGACGACGUCGACGAAGACAAAGAGACACACGAGCGACACCUGAGGGGCUUCAAAGCGACUGUCAAUCACACGCCGCACAACGCACAACGCCCCACGCCACGUUCAGGGACUUUACCCAACGGCCACCCCGAGGCGGAGCCACGCGACCCUUUGGUGGCCGGCGCAAAGUCUCCGAGUCUCGCCAACAACGACGACUUCCUGUCCCGGUACCACGAGCUCAUGCUCUUUUUAGGGGUGGAGCCAGACUGUGACAACGUCACCAACGACAUCACCGCAUUCAGGAGGCGAGUGCGAGCGCUGAGGCAGAAACUGGAAGAGGAGGAGGUGGAGGAGGCGGUCUUUAGCUUCUCGUGGGAUGGCGUGGAGGAGGAAGGAGGAGAGGAGGAGGAAACAAUGGAGGAAGAGGAGGGGCGUGGAGCUCCCUUUACAGGUCCGUUCAUCAGCGUGCUGUUGUCCCGGCUGGAGAACCUCCUGGAAAACUCCAUCGCCGUGAACCUGUUGGUGACGGGCAUCCUGGCCCAGCUGGCGUCGUACCCGCAACCUCUUCUGAGAUCCUUCCUGCUCGGCAACGAUGGCCACGACCAGCCCAACGUACGCACACUGCACCAGGUGUUGGUGUCGGUGCACGCUCAGAUUGAACGCUACGUGGCGGCCAGGCCAGACUUCCCUGUCCUGGUCACUCAGGCCUGGAGGUUCUUGUUGGCUAAAGACCAAGACAGCAAGUUCAGAGACUGCCUCCGUUCUCGGUCCGGCGACCCCAUCCCGGACCCGUGUCCCCCCAGCGGCUCGGUGAGGACCGUGCCGGUCUUGCCUCCUCUCGCCGUCCUGCCCCCCUGCCCCCCCGUCCCCCCUCAGGCCAAGAGCCGGGUGUUCGCCAUCGUCCUGUUCGCCGAGUUCCUGAAGGAGCUGGCCGCCGUCGCCCAGGAGCACAGCGUCGCCCUCGAAUGCACCGCGGAGGAGUGACAGGACUGUAAUACUGUGGAUAUCACAGUAUUUACAUGUACAGUGUGUAUAUAUAUUCCUAACAGUACUUGAAUACGGUAUUUAUAUGUUGGUGAAAAGGAUUUGAUUGUUUUGAAGGAGAAGUUCUCUUUAUGUUUGUGCAUCAAAUACUUUUCUGCACCGUUUUGCACUUCCUUGUUGAUGUGGAACAAAUGUCCGUUAUUUAAACCGUUUACCAACGCGUGGACUUAAAGGGUUAAAGGUUUGGAAGUCAAUAGUUAACAUUAGAGGCAAAGCAGUCAAUGUUUAACUCCCUUCUUGUUGCUCCAAUAUGACUUCCUCUUUAAUAACACACCGCAUGCCAUAGUUACAGAUUAUGAAUCUCCCGUCGCUGCAGAACGGUAAACACACACCGGCCCUUUAAGUGAACGUCUGUGUGUCAAACUACACACACAGAGUGUGUAGAGGAGCUCUCCAGUUGUGUUGUUGUGCGUCUUCAGACAGAAGAGGCUUCACCUUCAGGAGGUUUUUGGCUAUUUAUUCUUAAAGCUGAUUUUUUAAUCGGAUGUAAUGCAGUUUUAAUACUGAAAAAGAUGAAAAGGGGGCAGAGCAUCGAUCAUGUGCACCUGUUUGUGUGUUCCUGUUGUGUCUUUACACACACACACACACACACACACACACACACACACACACACACACACACACACACACACACACACUGAGAGUAAUGUCAAAGCCUUACUUUAACCGACAGAGAUUUUAGUGCAAGAAACCAAGAU